UUUUCACACUGACCACAGAUUAGUGAAUUGUGUAAUUCACUUCUCGCAGCUCGGUCCUAUUUCUUCUGUAUGUCAAUCACAUCGCAGAGCAAUGAGGUUGAUUAUUUUUCUGCUGGCUACGCUAGUGGCACUAACUUCUGCUGAACAGUUUUCAUACGAAGGUUACAAGGUGUACAAAGUUACUCCUCGCAACGAAAACCAAGGCACACUUUUGUUACUAUGGGAAGAUAGUGGAUCAAUUGACCUUUGGGAGCCCAUAUCCAAAAAAGGAAAGUCCAGCCGCAUCAUGGUAGCUCCGGAUCAUCAUGAGCGUUUCGUUGCGUUUUUGCGAAAAAAUCACAUCGAACAUGAGCUGAUCAUUGAAAAUGUGGAAAGAUCAUUUGAACGUGAACGUUCAGAGAAGGCUGCAAAUGAAAUUCGCCUCACAAAGCUCGAGUCCGAGGGUCGACCACGCUAUGCCGAUUUCUACUGGUUUUGGACGUAUUCGGAAAUCAACCGUUACAUAACCUUCUUGACACUGAACUUUGGUGAUAUUUGUGAGGCCGAAACUUUGGGCUGGAGCGGUGAAGGGCGUGCAAUUCGUGCUUUGAAGAUUGGUCGUUUUGAUGGUACUAGACCGUUAGUGUUCUUAGAAGCCGGUAUACAUGCUAGGGAAUGGAUCGCGCCUAUGACAGCAGUGUAUGUGUUACAACAAUUGGUGGAAAAUUCGGCCUCUCAUAAUUUGUUGGAUGAAUUGGACUUUAUCAUCAUACCGGUGACCAAUCCCGAUGGCUAUGAAUAUUCGCAUGCAUAUCAACGGCUGUGGAGGAAGACCAGAAGUCCAAUUGCCAAUAGUACCUGCAUCGGCGUCGAUGGGAACAGGAACUUUGCAUAUCAAUGGAGAUACAAUGCGAAUGCAUGCAGUGACACAUAUGCCGGACUUGAAGCGUUUUCUGAACGCGAGACAUCGAUCGUCCGAGACGUUAUCGCUGAAUAUGGUGACAGAAUCAAAUUGUACGGAGCCAUUCACUCCUACGGACAGUAUUUCUUGUAUCCAUGGGGAUUUGAACCAACUCUAAUCGAAAAUUGGGAGGAUCACGACGUUGCCGGAAAUCGUUUUGCUGAUGCCAUUUUUGCAGUUAAUGGAACUAGAUACACAGUUGGAAAUGGUGCAAUUGAACUCUAUCCGGCAUUUGGUGCUAGUGACGAUUAUGCAGCGGAGCAAGGUGUAGACAUAUCGACUACAAUUGAAUUACCUGGCGGUGGAAACUACGGUUUCGAUUUGCCAGCCGAACGAAUUUAUUCAGUCGUGGAGGAAACGUGGGAGGGUAUGCUAGAGCUGUUUGCGUUUAUUGCUGAAAAUUACUCGGUGGAUUGAUUCGUCCAUUAAACGAUCACCUGGCACUGAAUAAAGUUUUUCGAAGGUCGAAA
Bradysia coprophila is the source of this 1410-nucleotide messenger RNA. RefSeq names its product carboxypeptidase B-like. The record is from RefSeq and is a predicted model, not a curated record. Gene Ontology annotation, molecular function: metallocarboxypeptidase activity; zinc ion binding. Lineage: Eukaryota; Metazoa; Arthropoda; Insecta; Diptera; Sciaridae. Gene Ontology annotation, biological process: proteolysis.